AUACAUUCCAAACGGAAAAAAGAAAAGGAAAAGGAAUAAUAAAAAAGUAGGGUAAAAAAGCAUCCAUGGCUUAGUUGCCACUACCUCACGCUCUUCUCACUCAGGUGAUGAGAUGGGUUCAGUCGUCUAUCAACACGUACUCUUCUAUUAAAUUCUUCUCAACAAAAGUUUGAAAAAAACUCACUGAGUUUGCAUUGUUAACUAUUUAAUUUGGCGGGUUGAUCUGGUCUUGGCAGAAUCCGAGAUGGCUCCAAGUUUGAGUUUUUGAAGACCGUCCUUGAAUUACGCUAGAGGUCAAUAACUUCACUUAUAAGGUGCAUUCUGGUUAGUUUUUUUCAUAGGGUUAAGAACCAAGAUAAACUGAGAAUACAUGGAUAAUGCACAAGGUUUACCUGACAAGGAAGGAUCUGAAAGUGCUUGAAGAACCUGGUGAAGUGCCUCAGAAAGAGAUGCAUGAGACAUCAUAAGUAGCUGUCGUGGCCUGCGUCUGAAAUGAUUUUGUUGUUGAAGAACUCGUGGUACAAGGACAAUCUUAAAAUGGUCUAAAGAGGAUCUUUCAUAGAUGGACCAAGUAAUGAUAAGUACAGCUGUAAGCUAAAAAUAAUCCCGGUACAUGGAUAUCUGAUUCCAGAUUUCCUUCCAUACUCUUCCAGUUACUAUUGACAUCUGCUUUGUGGCCAUGCAACGACAAAAUUUUCUUCAUCAUAGAGUUCAUUUCAAUGUUAAGAAAAUUCCAGCUGUGUUUCCCUACUCUGGACUCUUCUAUGGAUUUCCUAUUUUUUUACACAUGGGUUUCAAUCAUGUUAAAUUUCUUCUAGCAAGUCAAAAUGUUCCUCCUGUCAUUGAGGCUAAGAAGCUGGAUACUUUGAAAGUCUGUCAUGCUUUUCAAGCUGCUGACAGCCAAAAAAAAUUAGAUGAAAACAAAAAAGGGCACUGUGCAGAGGAUGAAGAUGAUGAGCUUUGUCCAGUUGAAUGCGUACGAGAAUUUAUGACUGAUAUGGAAUUCUCCAAAAUCUUGGAGAAGGCCAAGGAUUCUUUAGUUGUGGUGGACUUUUACCGGACUUCUUGUGGAAGCUGCAAGUAUAUAGAGCAGGGUUUUUCAAAAUUGUGCAAGGGAUCUGGCAAUAAGGAAACACCUGUUAUCUUCCUGAAGCAUAAUGUUAUUGAUGAGUAUGACGAGCAGACAGAGGUGGCUGAACGACUGAAAAUUAGAGCAGUACCCCUCUUCCACUUCUACAAGAAUGGAAAGCUCUUAGAAGCAUUUCCAACACGGGAUAAGGAGCGGAUUGUUGCUGCCAUCCUGAAAUAUACAUCCCUAACUCCUCAAAACUUGUAGAGCCAUUUCUCAACAUGGCCUCAUGCAUCUCUCUCGUAAGGUUUCAUAUAAGCUUAAGUUAUGAUGAAAGCAUCAAGGCUGUCAGAUUGUUGAAGCUGGAGCUGCUAAUGCUUUGAUAUGAGAGGCAUGAAUUGUAUACGUGAUUAUUGGAGUUCUGACGUAAUUACUCCAUACACUAAUAACUACAUUCAGUUGAAGAAAGAGGAAAAAGGCAAGCUUUCUAUGCUUCCCCUACAACAUGAAACUUA
This is a messenger RNA of Amborella trichopoda, 1584 nucleotides long. The record is from RefSeq and is a predicted model, not a curated record. NCBI's taxonomy places the organism in Eukaryota, Viridiplantae, Streptophyta, Magnoliopsida, Amborellales, Amborellaceae.